AUGUCUAAGGGCGACUCAUCCGACUCUGGCGCUCCGGCCCCUCUUGACAUGGCCGCUGUUAAACAGGCACUGUCCUCAUCCUCCACUGCUGUUCGAAUCACUCAGUUGCGCACAAUUGAAGACAAAUUGGCCCAGAAAUCCCUUGACAGCGCCUCAAUUACACGUCUCCUCCCGCUCCUUUUCGGAACGUAUGCCUUUUACGCAGAUAGGCAGUCCAGGCUGUCGGUGCAGAAGUGCCUGAUUGCGCUUAUUUCCUCUGGUGCCGACUCCAAGACAAUCGCCCCGCUCAUUACUGCCUUGCGCAGGGAAAGCCAGAAACCUGGCAUUGCUCCUACCAAUGCAUUCGUUCUCGUCGAAUGGUGCAGUUUGUUUAUGCAGCAUCUCGAUGCCUCGCAGUGGGAACAAUUUGCUACCGAUAUCGUCCUAGCAGACGCAGAUGCUCUGGAAAAGUGCCACCAGCCCGUUUCCAGGAAGUCAGUCACUCACUCCGCCAUCAUUGUUACAAGGAGGGGUUUGCGGAAACUCUUCUCCUCGAAUGAACUGAGCGAAAAGCGACUUUCUGCUUCUGUUGAUGUCCUGACUGCGAAGGGGGCUCAGUCGAUCUCUAGGAAUGCUGUCUUACUCGGGGUCAUCGCUGGCGUAUCCGCUAGGAAGGAUCACUUGCGACCUGUUCUCGAUUCCCUCAAACCUAGAUAUUACGAUUUCUUCACGAGAGAGAUCAUGGGCUCUCGAACUAGUGUUCCAGAGCAUCUAGUGCUUGGACUCGGUGAUUUCUUCGCUUCGUUUGCCACACUUGAAGAAAUAUCUAAAGAGCUGAUCCCUGCUCUCGAGAAGGGCCUUCUGCGCGCCCCUGAGGUCAUUCUUGGUGGAGUUGUGACGCCUCUUGUUCGUUGCCUCCCUGAGAAUUUUGAUCUUUCCAAGAUCCUGGAGCAGAAUCUGCUCAAGCCCCUUUUGUCAAAUGCAAAAUCUACCAAUGCAACUAUUCGUGCUGGCUCCUUAGACGCGUUCAGCGCCCUGGUCAACAAGUCUGGCGAUACUGCGUCAUUGGAAAAAGUCAUCAACGAGAUUGCGACGCCCCUGAAAUCCGGCAAACUUGCAUCUCCCGACCACCGUGUGCUGCAUGCGCAAAUGCUUCAGGCCGCGCCUCUUUCAAAAGCAAGUGCCGAGCAAGUCGCAAUCGCAGUUGCAGUCAUCGCUGCCAAAGAAGGUAAUGAGGGUGCUUUAGCUGCGGAGACUUUAGCCUUAGCAAAAGCGGUUUCUUUCUUAUUGACCAACGAUGCCGAGGUUCCCAAAAGUGUGCUGGAAUCCGUUACUAAGGGCCUUACUGAAAAGAAAAUUCCUUUUCGGAAGUACUGGUUGCUCCGUGUCGGCGGUAUCUUGCAAACCCUCAAUGAAGCGCAAUCAGUGUCUUCAGCAAUGGCUGCUUUUGUGGACGCAGUGAUACCGAAACUCAUUAUCACUUUUACAGAGGUGACCUCCAAUGCAGCUAGUGCUGCUCAGAACGGCCUCAUUGUUGGUGCCUACAUUCUGACGGCUGUAAGCACACAUAUCAAUCGCGUGCUUCCUGGUUCUGCGGCCGAUUCAAGCUUGGCAAAAGCAUCGGUUACCAAGCAAUCGCUAUCCUUGGAUCCCAAGUCAUCCUUCCUCCUCAGCCCUCGAAUCUACUCUAAGAUCACAGCCGACGAGGAUCUUAAGUGGUUUUCACGGGCUUUGAACUCUAUCUUUCCAGGCCUUGACAAGGGGGCUGAUAAUCAGGUUGCCCUCGCUUGGUCAGAAGCAAUCAUUCACCUAGUUGCCGCUCAGAGCGUGCCGGCAACUGUUCAGCAGGAGACCUCCAAGACCCUUUCCAGUCUGUACGUUCGUAGUCCAAAACUGGUAUCAGGUUUCAUUAUCGCCGGCCUUUGGGAUUAUCUGAAGCACUCUGGAUCUCCUGAUAAGGACCCAUCAUCAGGCGCUCAUAACUUGGUCCAGGUUGUGAAGGCUAUCUGUUUGACCCCCAGUGACAUCGAAAAGUCCGGGGAAACCAUCAACACGGAGGAUCUCGAAACACAGGCAAACAAUCUCCUUGUUCUGGCGCGCCCAGAGCUGAUCCCUAGGGCAAGCUGGAUCGAUUUGUGCCUCAGGAUGGAACUAGACCCUGGCAAUCUAGUCAAGAAGUACCAAGAUGAGCUUGUGACAGAAAUAGAGAAUCAAACAUCGUUCUCCCAGAAGGUUUGUAUGACGUCCACGGGGUACAAGAACCUCGCUAACCAAUAUCGACAGGUUGACGCCAUCAAGAAAGCUGCUUACAACGCAGCUGCUGACUUGGCUUUUGUUGCCCCCGAAACCAUUAUUCCACGACUGCUGGAGACCCUCAGCCGCGAUCUCAACGCCGAGCAACUCCACGAUAUUGGCCCUGUCGAAGCGGCCAUUUUUAGAACGCCUGAGGGUACCGUGUUCGUUGACGUGCUUGCAAAGAAGUCUCAGCAAGUCUUGGACAAAAAUAAAAAGGACUAUGAUAUUCUCAAAUGGGAGGAAGAACUUAGGGGUCAGCUUGAAAAGAAGAAGGGCCAACAGAAGAAGCUGACCCCAGAAGAGAACGCAAAAGUCAAUGCUCAACUCAAGAAAGAGAGCCUGAUCAGGCAAUCUAUCACUGAGAUUGAGGCAAGACUUUUGCGGGGCAUUGGCAUUAUCCGAAGCCUUGCCACUGGUCCACCAACAGAUGCUGCCCAAUGGCUUGGUACUGCAGUUUCACUCUUGAUCGGCAUUAUGGACGCCGGUGCUACGAUGAUCACUGGUGAUGCAGCUCCAUUGGCCUACAUAACUUGCGCAGAGAAAGUUACAGAUCGCUUGGGCUCGAUGAGGCCUUUCCUUGGCGUCGCGGCCCUCAGGCUGCGCGGCGUGUCGCUGGCAGAAAACUUUCAAGAGGAAGCUGUUGAAGAUUUGGUAACAAGGGUUUUGUACCGUUUACGGUUUGCUGGCGAGCAGCGACCUUUCGACUCUGUGUCACUCAUCUACGCGUUGCCUCUCGUGCUGGAGCUUCUCCGUAAAGGUGGAGUUGGUGAUUCGCCCGAUGAUGCAGAUGCUCAGCUAGUAUUGGCCAUCGAGUUCCUCUCAUACCAUACAGACGUCUGUAGUGAUGAGGCUGUUCCUCGUGCCGAGCUUCUUUCAGCUCUUAUCACUUCUAUGCAGGCAUAUGCUCAGCAUUACAAGCUCCUAAGGGACUGUUUUGCUGAUAUGUGCCGCUGCAUCGCACCAAACAUGGACCGCGAUGAGAUGGCUAUUCUUGCAAGGGGUGCGCUGGUGCCUGAAACGCGUGUCAGAUCAACUGUGCUGCAAUCUAUCAGCGCUGAAGUUGACAUGAGCGAGCUUGGCUACUCCAAUGAAAUCUGGAUCGCUGCUCAUGACGAUGAGGAAGAAAACCAGGACCUCGGUCGAGAGAUAUGGGAGGAGAGUGGCUUCGAAGUGACGCCGGAAGUACCGCUCAAAAUGUUACCUUUCCUCGAGAGCAAAGAUGGGCAGUUGCGCCGUGCCGCUGCUCGCUCCUUGGCUGAAGCAGCUAGCUUACAUGAUGAGUCUUUACCUGCGGUGCUUGACCAGCUCAAGGCCACUUAUGUCGAGCUUGCUAAGCCCCGAGUUCAGCAGCUCGAUGAGUUUGGCAUGCCCAAAAAGAUGGAUCUGUCCGAUCCUUGGGAAGGAAGGCAAGGUGUCGCUACAGCUUUCAAAGAGAUUGCUCCAGUUUUCAAGGUUGAUCAGCUGGAUCCUUUCUUUGACUUUCUCAUCGAUGCCGGUCCUCUUGGAGAUAAAAACGAUGUAGUGAGAGGUGAGAUGCUGGAUGCUUCGAUCACGACCAUCGAAAUUCACGGCAAGGGCAUCCUUGAUGAGCUCAUGUCAAAAUUUGAACAGACAUUGGAACAACCAGACAAAAACAGCGACGCUGCUGACCGUGUCAACGAGGCAGUGAUCAUUAUGUACGGUGCCUUGGCUCGCCAUUUGAGCCCUGGUGAUCCCAAGAUACCUAUCGUUAUCGACCGCCUCGUGGCAACUCUAAGUACGCCCUCGGAGACGGUACAAUAUGCCAUUGCUGAAUGUCUGCCUCCGCUGAUCCGGGCCUGCCCUGACCAGUCUUCCAAAUACUUUGGUCAAAUCAUGGAGCAGCUCCUCACUUCUAAAAAGUAUGCUGUUCAGCGAGGUUCGGCAUAUGGUCUGGCUGGCCUUGUAAUGGGCAGAGGCAUCGCCGCACUAAGAGAGUACCGAGUUCUGUCAACUCUCACUGAUGCAAUGGAAAACAAAAAGGAGGCAAAUCAGCGCGAGGCCGCUUUGCUAGCAUACGAACUUCUCUCAACUAUGCUUGGACGCGUCUUUGAACCCUACGUGAUCCAGAUUGUGCCCCAGCUGCUGACGGGCUUCGGUGAUGCUAACGCAAACGUUCGUGAGGCUUGUCUGGCAGCGGCUAAGUCGUGCUUUGCGAAGCUAAGCUCUUACGGUGUGAAGAGAAUCAUGCCAACUCUGCUUGAUGGUCUUGAAGAGCAACAGUGGAGGAGCAAGAAGGGUGCUUGUGACCUUCUUGGUGCAAUGGCAUACCUCGAUCCGCAGCAGCUCGCCAACAGUCUGCCAGACAUCAUCCCCCCUCUGACGGGCGUGUUAAACGACAGCCACAAGGAAGUACGGGCCGCCGCAAACCGAAGCUUGAAGAGGUUUGGUGAAGUCAUCAACAAUCCAGAAAUUAAAUCGUUGGUCGACAUUAUUCUGAAGGCUCUGAGUGACCCUACAAAAUAUACAGAUGAAGCCCUGGACUCGCUCAUCAAGGUCCAGUUUGUUCAUUACCUCGAUGCUCCAUCUUUAGCAUUGGUCACUCGCAUUCUGCAGCGUGGUUUGGGCGAUCGUUCCAAUACCAAACGCAAGGCAGCUCAGGUCAUUGGUAGCUUGGCUCAUCUGACCGAAAAGAAGGACGUGGUCAUGCAUUUGCCUGUACUUGUGGCUGGUCUGAAGAUUGCCAUUGUCGACCCUGUGCCUACCACUCGAGCGACGGCUUCCAGAGCGUUGGGUUCUUUGGUCGAGAAGCUUGGAGAAGACACACUUCCCGAUCUUAUUCCUGGCCUGAUGCAGACCCUCAAAUCAGAUACUGGUGCUGGUGAUCGAUUGGGAUCCGCUCAGGCUCUCAGCGAGGUGCUUGCUGGGUUGGGAACGACAAGGCUGGAGGAGACUCUUCCCACCAUUCUUCAAAAUGUCGAAUCCUCAAAGCCCGCCGUUCGCGAGGGCUUUAUGUCACUUUUUAUUUUCCUUCCAGUCUGUUUUGGCAACAGCUUCUCCAAUUACUUGGGUCGCAUUGUACCGCCCAUUCUGGCUGGUCUUGCCGAUGAUGUCGAGUCGAUUCGUGAAACCGCACUGCGUGCAGGCCGUCUGCUGGUCAAGAAUUUUGCUGCUCGUGCAGUCGAUCUCCUCCUUCCAGAACUUGAACGCGGCCUUGCAGACGACAGCUACAGAAUCCGACUUAGCUCUGUCGAACUUGUAGGGGAUCUGCUCUUCAACCUUACCGGUAUCAAGGCUGGAACCGAGGCUGAGGACAUUGAGGAGGACGAGAACAUCAAAGAAGCAGGCGCCUCUUUGAAGGAAACCCUCGGAGAGGAGAAGCGGAAUAAGAUACUUUCUGCACUCUACGUGUGCCGCUGCGAUACAGCUGGGGCCGUUCGCUCAGCCGCUAUUGCUGUUUGGAAGGUUCUUGUUCACAGCCCGAGAACCCUGAAGGAGCUUGUGCCAACCCUCACACAACUUCUUAUCCGUCGCUUGGGAAGUUCCAAUAUGGAACACAAGGUCAUUGCCAGCAAUGCCCUAGGAGAACUUAUCCGAAAGGCUGGGGACAGUGUUCUCUCCAGUCUUCUUCCUACUUUGGAAGAGGGCCUCCAGACAUCUACAGACGUUGACGCUAAGCAGGGUAUUUGCUUUGCCUUGAGGGAGCUUAUCUCUUCAGCGUCACCGGAGGCUCUUGAGGAUCACGAAAAGACCCUGAUUUCCGUCGUUCGUACCGCACUGACGGACUCUGAUGAGGAUGUCCGAGAAGCCGCUGCUGAAGCAUUUGAUUCGCUCCAGCAAAUCUUUGGCAAGCGAGCAGUUGAUCAAGUUCUUCCUUUCCUUCUCAACCUCUUGCGGUCCGAGAGUGACGCAGACAAUGCUCUGCAGGCACUCCUCACCCUGCUUACUGAGACGACGCGCUCGAAUAUUAUCCUGCCAAACCUCAUCCCAACUCUCACGACACCACCCAUAUCAGCCUUCGAUGCCAAGGCUCUUGCAUCUCUGUCCAAGGUUGCUGGUCCUGCGAUGAAUCGUCGCCUCCCUAACAUUAUCAAUUCGCUCAUGGACAAUGAGAUAAAUUGUGACGACGAUGGCCUUCGGGCGGAGCUGGCGACAUCCUUCGACACCGUCAUUCAGUCAAUUGACGAAUACGAUGGUCUUAAUACGGUCAUGAACGUUCUGCUUCAACUUCUCAAACACGAGGACCACCGACGCCGAGCGGCUACUGCUCACCACCUGGGCAACUUUUUUGCCGCUGCCAGCGUGGAUUAUUCCAGAUACAACCAGGAUAUCAUUCGUUCAUUGCUUAACUCCUUUGACGACAGAGAUGCCGAUGUCGUCAAGGCUGCGUGGGUGGCUCUCAGCGCAUUCACAAAGAAGCUGCGAAAAGAGGAGAUGGAGUCGCUCGUCAUUUCCACUCGGCAAACUCUUCAGCGAAUCGGUGUCGCAGGAGCAAACCUGCGUGGGUUCGAGCUACCCAAGGGCAUCAAUGCCAUUCUACCAAUCUUCCUGCAAGGUUUGAUGAAUGGCACUGCAGACCAAAGAGUUCAAGCUGCUCUGGGUAUUUCAGACAUCGUUGACAGGACAAGCGAGGCCUCUCUGAAGCCAUUCGUUACCCAGAUUACUGGACCCCUGAUCCGUGUCGUUUCAGAGCGCGCCACUGAAGUCAAGUCAGCGAUCCUUCUAACACUCAAUAAUCUCUUGGAUAAGAUGCCUGCAGCACUGAAACCUUUUCUUCCACAGCUUCAACGUACAUUUGCCAAGUCCCUUGCAGACCCGUCCAGUGAGACUUUGAGAACACGGGCUGCCAAGGCCCUGGGUACUUUGAUCAAGUAUACGCCCCGCAUCGAUCCGUUGAUUGCUGAACUGGUCACUGGUUCGAAGACGGCCGAUCCCGGCGUCAAGACGGCCAUGCUCAAGGCCUUGUAUGAAGUUAUCAGUAAGGCGGGUGCGAAUAUGGGUGAAACAUCACGAGUUUCUGUCUUGUCGCUUAUCGACAUGGACACUGACGAGAGAGAUGAGACUAUGACCAUCACUAAUGCCAAGCUGCUGGGGGCUCUGAUCAAAAAUGUUCCUGAGGAAGCCGCUCAUGGUUUAUUGAAGAACCGCGUGGCGACCUCGCAUUUCACUCAUUCAUCUGUCCUUGCACUGAACUCAGUCCUCGCGGAGUCACCAGACGCGCUGCUUCAAAGCUCCUUAGCUGAUGACUUGCCCGAAUUGCUUUGCCAGGGCGUCACUAACAAGAACGUAUUUAUUGCAGACAAUUGCAUUCUGGCGACUGGAAAGUACCUGCUAUCUGAUUCUCCCAAGACAUUUGAGACUACGAAGGGAAUUUUUGAAGCUCUUGCCUCUGUGAUCCAACCUGGCAACGCAACCGACUCGCGCAGACUUGCACUGGUUGUCGUUCGUACUGUCAGUCGCAACGAUAUGGAGAUGGUCCGACCUCAUAUCGCCCUGUUAGCACAACCCAUAUUUGCCAGUGUUCGCGACCCCGUUAUUCCCGUCAAACUCGCUGCUGAGGCGGCAUUUGUGGAACUGUUCAAUGUGGCUGAUGAAGAGAGCCGCAUUUUCGAUAAAUUCAUGGCUGGUCCAGGAGCAGAUCUACCAGCCAACACCAAGAGGAGCAUGGGAGACUAUUUUAAACGUGUCGCCAUGAGGCUAGGCUCUCAAGCCCGCGAGAGGCGCGAGGCUGAGGGUGGACAGGGGGGAUUGGGACUGUCCAACGAUGAAGCUGAGGAUGAGAAGGAGAUUUGGAGUGUUGGAAAAGUUGAUGUGGGCAGCGAGGCCUUCUCAUAA
Fusarium subglutinans is the source of this 8067-nucleotide messenger RNA. Its product is annotated as translation activator GCN1. The record is from RefSeq and is a predicted model, not a curated record. Gene Ontology annotation, cellular component: cytosol. Gene Ontology annotation, biological process: cellular response to amino acid starvation; regulation of translation. Gene Ontology annotation, molecular function: protein kinase regulator activity. The transcript is spliced from 3 exons. NCBI's taxonomy places the organism in Eukaryota, Fungi, Ascomycota, Sordariomycetes, Hypocreales, Nectriaceae. Bases 1 to 8067 code for a protein of 2688 amino acids.